AUGGAUGACCUCGUCAACGGCAUCGAGCUGUUAGACGCUAGGCUCUGGAAGGAGGCGGCCAUCGCCCUCGUCACGAUAAUGUACGAAGAAACCAAGUCUAGGGGGUUCACCAUGAACUGGAAGGCGGGCAAGACGGAGCUCAUGGCCUUCUUCAGCGGCACAGGUGACAUCCAGGACAGAGCGGAGAAGUCCAGUGCCAUGGUGGGCAUGGAUGUUUUUGUUUUGUCUAUUAAUAUUCGCGAGCUUUUUCAGGACUCCACUGAGGGACUCCAUAAGGAGCUAUUGCUCAUUGCUGAUCUCAUUCUUGCUGGGCGUGUCAUUGGACUCGUGGCGGAUUUCUUCCUUUCCUCGUGGGACCCCACCCCCCGCUGCAAAGUCAAGGGCGGUGAGUGCAGGCCUUUAAGGAGCUGCGAUGAGCCUUGGGGAAUUUCUGCCAGGUCGCCCGCGGAGUGGAAGCAGCUGGAGCUCGACAGUGCCUGUUUGAGGGCGGCACUGACGCUUGCGCUGUGUGCGGCGUCCUCGGGCCUGGCGGUGUUGCUCAUUUUAAACCCACCGGCUCCGCAAGCCAACCUUCCCUGCAUGUGGAAGGUCCCCGAGGUCAGGUUCCUGUGCUCCCUGCAAGAUACGUCUCCGACGGUCACGUCGAGAUGUGAGCCCAUGGGGGACCGUCAGUGCCUGUGCAUGAAUGCCAUGCCGAUCAUGGCCCCUACCGACAGCAGCCAGAUUGAAGUCUACGCAGCUGCGGUCAUCACGCAGGCAGCCUCACAACGCUGUGCCCCCACGCCUCCUGGGGAUGCAUGGCUGGAGGCGUCAGUUGCCCAUCUAUACGCCCCGCUCGAUUUGUAUUGCGAGUCGGGUUGA
Molecule: messenger RNA, 861 nt
Organism: Prorocentrum cordatum
Lineage: Eukaryota; Dinophyceae; Prorocentrales; Prorocentraceae
Source: the annotation of a GenBank genome assembly